This is a messenger RNA of Manihot esculenta (cassava), 1304 nucleotides long. RefSeq names its product 26S proteasome non-ATPase regulatory subunit 7 homolog A. Lineage: Eukaryota; Viridiplantae; Streptophyta; Magnoliopsida; Malpighiales; Euphorbiaceae. Gene Ontology annotation, molecular function: metallopeptidase activity; protein binding. The coding region runs from base 107 to 1039 and encodes 310 amino acids. The record is from RefSeq and is a predicted model, not a curated record. Gene Ontology annotation, cellular component: proteasome regulatory particle; proteasome complex. The transcript has 10 exons. Gene Ontology annotation, biological process: proteasome-mediated ubiquitin-dependent protein catabolic process.
GUCUGGCAUGCCGUAGAGGCUACAAAAGCGUUUUUGCGAGGUUAGAGAAGCUGUGAAAGAGCAAUCGAGCUGUAGACUGCAGAGAGAAAGCUAAAGAAAUUUGGGAAUGGACGUGAUAAAGACGCAGCAAAUACAGUCAAGGCCAAUAGAGAAGGUGAUAGUGCAUCCACUGGUUCUUCUCAGCAUCGUCGAUAACUACACCAGAGUCGCCAAGGACACUCGCAAGCGAGUCAUUGGUGUCUUACUCGGUAGCUCUUUUAAAGGCACCGUCGAUGUCACUAAUAGCUAUGCAGUGCCUUUUGAAGAAGAAGACAAGGACCCAACUAUAUGGUUUCUUGACCACAACUACCAUGAAUCUAUGUUUUCAAUGUUCAAAAGAAUAAAUGCCAAGGAACAUGUCGUAGGUUGGUAUAGUACAGGCCCAAAGCUAAGGGAGAAUGACCUAGAUAUUCACCAGUUAUUCCACAACUAUGUCCAAAAUCCUGUCUUGGUUAUUAUUGACGUUCAGCCUAAGGAGUUGGGAAUACCUACCAAGGCCUACUAUGAUGUUGAAGAAGUUAAAGAGAAUGCCACUCAAAAGAGCCAGAAGGUUUUUGUUCAUGUGCCUUCAGAAAUUGCAGCUCAUGAGGUUGAGGAAAUUGGAGUUGAACACUUGCUGCGGGAUGUGAAGGACACAACCAUCAGCACACUUGCAACUGAGGUUACUGGUAAACUUACAGCUUUGAAGGGUUUGGAUGCACGACUACGAGAAAUUCGGGGUUAUCUUGAUCUUGUCAUUGAUGGAAAGCUGCCAUUGAAUCAUGAGAUCCUUUACCAUUUACAGGAUGUGUUCAACCUACUGCCAAAUCUUAAUGUGAGCGAGUUGAUCAAGGCUUUUGCCGUAAAAACAAAUGAUAUGAUGUUGGUUAUAUAUCUAUCAUCUCUCAUUCGAAGUGUCAUCGCACUUCACAACUUGAUUAAUAAUAAGAUGCUUAACAAAGAACAUGAGAAAGCAGAGGAUGCAAAACCAGCGACAAUCCCAGCUGCCAAUGGAAGCUGAAAAUCUAUUCUUCAGGCUUUGGGACAAUAGUCAUGACACAGCUCCAGAGCUAAUGGACUAGCUUAUGGUUGUAAGACAUUUGAGGCAAUUUUGUUGUUUAGCAGUAAAAUAGUAGAAUGAAAGAUGACAAAGCCCCCUGAUGAUCUUGAUUUGUGAGAUGGUGGUAGUUAAAUGUAUUCUAUUUAGCAUUGUAAACCAUUUAAACUUAUGAUUUACUCUUCAAUACUUUGUUUAGGUGCUUGAAUUGAAUGCCGUCCUUCUAUUC